This is a messenger RNA of Solea senegalensis (Senegalese sole), 3689 nucleotides long. RefSeq names its product G protein-coupled receptor 176 (gene gpr176). Gene Ontology annotation, cellular component: plasma membrane. Gene Ontology annotation, biological process: G protein-coupled receptor signaling pathway. Gene Ontology annotation, molecular function: G protein-coupled receptor activity. Bases 1043 to 2800 code for a protein of 585 amino acids. The record is from RefSeq and is a predicted model, not a curated record. Lineage: Eukaryota; Metazoa; Chordata; Actinopteri; Pleuronectiformes; Soleidae. The transcript is spliced from 3 exons.
CAAAUUCAAAGCAAAGAUUUCAAACACAGAAGUCACAAGAUAAGAUAUUUUAACUUAUGGAUGGCGUCAGCAGUGGAUUGAGCCUGUUUGUCAUGAUGUAAAAUUGCUGUUUUUCUCUAUGGACUUUGGUGCAUGGACUCAAACUUUAAUUUCUAAGGAUGAGAAAAAGUAGCAAACUUAAAUUCCUAAGACAUUGUGCACUUUAUUAGCUGAGCCUUUUGUUAAGUAGUUUCCCUCUGUCCCUGCUGAUAGCCAUGUCAUCAGCAACAUUUCACCCCAACCUGUCCAGGCACGUGACUACACAUAUCUGAAAAGUCAUUUUUCUGUAUAAAAUACCUUGCCACAAUAUAUGAUGUGAUUUUUGAAUCUGAUUGGAUCCAUUUCCACCAUUCUGCUUGUCAUUCAUGAGAUUGAGUGGAGUUUCUUGGUGCUGUGAGAAGAAGAAGAGGAGGAGGAGGAGGAGGAGGGGCUGGAGCUCUCCAGUCUUGCACCUCACGCUGUGAAUUAUUCACUUGCAUGCUCCAACCACACCAGCCAGUCUACCAGUGCAGCCUGACAGUGCGAUUGGCAGCAGCACACGGAGUAACAGCCUGUUAGACACAAUAUUUCUCCCCCUCUCUCUCUCUCGCUCUCUCCCUGGACGUCAUGAGGUGAGGAUGGUGUGAUCCCCACUUGUGCAGGCUUCAUUCCCGGUAUGGACAUUUGGCUCCGGGAUACCAAAGAGCAGCAGCAGCAGCAGCAGCAGCAGCAGCAGCAUCCCAUGAUGGACCUGCUUUCCACCAUUCAUCUGCAUUGACAAGUGAUGGGGCAUCUAUUUAUACACACUCUGUGCAUCCAGCCUCAUCGUUUCCCUCUGUGAUUAUGUCUGUCUUGCAUCUCCAUCUCCUCUACACAUAGAUUGUGUUUUUAACAGCAGCAGCAGCAGCAGCAGCAGCAUCCUCCUCUUCUAAAAACAAAAGCAUCACAGCAGUUGUGAAAUGCCUCCCCAGUGAUGGCUGCUCAUGUCGUCCUGAAAACCACCAGGAUCGCGGGGUGAACCGACAUGGAUAGUGGGAGCCGGGCUGCGACGGUCGCGGACGGCGCAGCCAAUUACACAGCAGCAUCAGCAGCAGCAUCAGCAUCAGCAGCCGCCGCCGGCAACCUCUGGCUGGAUCUCCUGAACGCGUCGAGCGCGCCGACCCGGUGGGACAGCAUCAGCAUCAACAGCAGUCCGCCUGCAGAGGUGACCGGGCUGGAGCAGCAGCUGCAGCCGCAGCAGCAGAGCUUCAUCCCGGAGCAAGCGUACCGGGACUUCACCACCACCAUCCAGGUCUUCAUCCUCAUUGGUUCCCUGCUCGGAAAUGCCACGGUGCUGUGGUGCACCUGCCGCACAAAUGUCUUCAAGUCCGUGACCAACCGCUUCAUCAAGAACCUGGCGUGCUCAGGCAUCUGCGCCGGCCUGGUGUGCGUGCCCUUCGACGUGGCGCUGGGGGCGAGCCCGCGCUGCUGCUGGUGGCUUCACACGCUGCUGCUCUGCAAGGUCAUCAAGUUCCUGCACAAGCUCUUCUGCUCGGCCACCGUGCUCAGCUUCAGCGCCAUCGCGCUCGACAGAUACUACUCUGUGCUGUACCCGCUGGAGAGGAAGAUCUCAGAUGCUCGUUCCAGAGACCUGGUCAUCUACAUCUGGGUCCAUGCGGUGGUGGCGAGCCUCCCCGUGUUCGCCGUGACCAACGUGACCGACGUGUACGUCACCUCGUCCUGCUCCGACGACCCCGCGCGCUCCCUGGGCCACAUGGCGUACGUGUUGAUCUACAACGUCACCACGGUGGUCCUCCCGCUCGCCCUGGUCUUCCUCUUCAUGCUGCUGAUCCGCAGAGCACUCAGCGCCAGCCAGAAGAAGAAGGUGAUCAUCGCGGCGCUGCGCACGCCGCAGAACAGCAUCUCCAUCCCGUACGUGUCCCAGCGGGAGGCCGAGCUGCACGCCACGCUGCUGGCGGUGGUGCUGGCCUUCUCCGCCUGCAGCGCCCCCUAUGGGGCGUUGGUGGUGUAUCGCACCAUCUUGGCGGACACCAAGGAGCUGCCUGUGACGCUGUAUCUCACCGCACUCUGGCUCCCCAAAGUGUCUCUGCUCACGAACCCACUUCUGUUUUUGACUGUCAACCGCUCGGCACGUCACAGCUGGAUGGACCUGCUCGCUAGGAUUCACAGACGCUAUAGCCGCCGCAACGUGGUCAGCACCGGGGGUUUGGCCUCUUUGGGACCGGAUGGGGUGAUCGGGGAGCCGGUGGGACUGGAGACCGCCGGCCGCUCUGGGAGCCAACUUCUAGAGAUGUUCAAUAUUGGCCAGCAACAAAUCUUCAGACCCUCUGAAGAGGAGGAGGAUGCAGAGAACGAGGGUCAAGGAUCAGGAACAAAGGAGGACCUCAAAGCCGGGUCGAGGCUGGGGAGCCUCAGAGGGGAGGUGAUCACCAAGAAGGACUCCCUGCAGAGCACGGCGGGAGGGCUGGUCAUCACCAAAGACGGUCCUCCUGCGAUCCUAGCACCUCGGGCCUCUCCGGUUCACACGUGCGCUUACGCCUCUUCAUCACAGGUGGCACCAGCUACACCGACAGAAGUCGAGGACUCUCCGCAGUUUGGGUUCGGGCCCUUUGAGCUUCCCCCUCAGUGGUUACCCGAGACCAGGAACAGCAAGAAGAGGCUACUGCCGCCGCUGGGUAACACACCCGAGGAGCUGAUCCAGACCAAGCUGCCCAGGCCGAGGCCCGAGCGGAGAAUCAGCAGGAACAAUAAGGUCAGCACCAUUCCCACUGUGGAUCAGUGACGUACUCCUUCUUGGCCUUUGCGGGGGUGGGGGGAAUUGAAGUGUCAAAUCGCUCUUUGACAAUCAUGGAUUCUUUUCGAUUUAUCAAAAACCUUUUCCUCUCUUUUUGUGAUUUUCUCAGACAGUAAUCAUUUUAGAGGUCAAGGUUUUAGACGUCUCGCUGACGAGGCGCCCGAGGCUCUGCAGGUUCUCUCGUUGGACAAAAACCUAUUUGAUACCAAGCGUUGACUGUGCUGUGAGUUAUGUAUUUGUUCAGUCUGACUUCACUGCCACUCGGGCUGACCCAGUUCCAUAAAUAAAAAAAAGGACUUCUCUUCUCCAGUGACUAAAUGAUCGGCAGGACGCAGAUACCGCUUUUCAAUUUCCCCGUUGUGAUUGGCGCCGGCACGACCUGUGAAAUGAAGACGCAGAACAAAAUGUCCUGGAUAAUCUAUCAAAGCAAUUAAUGACGUGAGGACAUAGACUCUUUGAUCCAAACUUUUUGUAACAUGACUUGGUCCUGAUUGCACUCUGUAAGCACACCUCAGUGUCCGAGUUUUUACGACUUCAAUAUUUGGCAUCAAUUCGACUCUUGCGGCCUGUUUUUCGCUCAUGCUCCCCGUCUGUUUUUGGGUCUGUGUGCAUUUUGUGCUGGAUGUCGUUGUCAUUUGUAUUUCACGUGUGAGUGGAUUUGAUGGAGAUGCAGAUGUACGUUAUGCAAAUACAAUGUGACAUUUAAAAACAUGUUUUCUGGAAGCUGAAAAGAAAAAAAUGUUCAGAGUAAGAAAGUAGAAUUUUCCAGGUCAGGGAUCUUUUAUUGUCCUUGUGGUCAAUUCCAUUGAUUUUUCACUUCUUCCUGGAAAUCAUUUGCUCAUGCUGUUUGUAAAAUAAAGCAAACGAAACACAGUAA